AUUUUGACUCAGAUAAGCUUAGUUUCAAUCAACAAUCAUAUCGUAUGACGAACGAAUAUAGAGAAGAAAAUACCCCUGAUCACAUUGAGUUAAUAGAACCUAGCAUCAAUAUCAGUAAUGGUAGCAAUUCAAAAGUUUAUAAUAAUACUAACCAUAUAGAAAUCUCGGGUUUUAUAUCAGUGAGUGCAACAAUCUUCCAAGGAACUUCAGUUGAUUCAUAUAUUCAAAUUAAACAAUUGUACACUUUAAUUAAUGAGAAAAAAGAUGAAAUUAAUAAAAUGCUUGACUCUAAAUCGGUUUAUGCUAUAGGACCCUACUUUCAAAGUGGCUACUCUGUGUUAAGCAUUGCCUGCUAUGUCACAAAGCCUCUUAACAAAUUUUUGAUCAAUGAGCUUUUAAAUUUGUUCGAUAAUAUGUAUGAAAUAAUAGAAAUCAAUAAUGAAGGUAUAAAUAACGAAGCUAUAAUUCAAGAUAAAGUCCCAAGCGAUGGUUUACUAGAUAAUGAGGGGGAUAAAAAUCACGAAAAAACAAACGAAAGCGAAGAUAGAAGUAAUAGCGAGAAUAGUAGUGUUAAGAAUGAUCAAUUUAUUCAAGUCGUAUCUACAGCAAAAGCCAAAGAAGAUGAAGAUUUUCAGAGUUUUGAAAUCAAUGCUCGUAUCAGAGCAAACAUAAAUAAUGAGGAUAUUUUAAAUUUUAGUAUCGAGUUUGUCAAGUGUAAAGCAAGCCCAAUGCUCAAUAAAAUAUGUGAAUCAUUUCGGGGAUGGUUUGUUGGUUUCUAUCUUGAAUCUAUUAUAAUUGAGGUUUCUCCAAUAACAAUUAAUAACACGAAUGAUGAUCCAGAUAACGAAUUAGUUGCUUUUAUAUUAAAAGAAGCAUAUAGCCCACGGCCAAUUGGACCAGAAAAUUAUGAAGUUUCGACAGAUCAUGUGACAAAUAAUACUGUUCAACUUAAUCUUUCAACACAAAAUAUUGGUGCUAACUUAAGCCAUAGUUCAACAAAUAGUGAUAGUAUAAAAAAAACCACCAAUGUAUGGAAAAUGGAAGAUGAGUCUUGUUCAAUAAGAGGAGCGAAGUGGUUAUAUAAAAAUUUUAAUUUUUAUAAAAUUGAUGAUCACAGAAUGGGCCCAGAUCUAAGUUCUCGACAUUCAGGAAAAUGGGGUAUUACAGAAAGUAUGAAGGGGUUUCGAAUCACUAUUAAGCAAAUACUUCGCUGUGAUAUUAAUAUAAAAGCAACUAAUUCGUUAUCUGGAUCAUCAUUCGUGUUAUUAAUUGUUAUUGGAGAAACCUCAAUUAUAAUAGAUUCAAGAUAG
Messenger RNA from Scutellospora calospora, 1310 nucleotides. The record is from the annotation of a GenBank genome assembly. NCBI's taxonomy places the organism in Eukaryota, Fungi, Glomeromycota, Glomeromycetes, Diversisporales, Gigasporaceae.